AUGAUCAAGCUGAGGUACCCCAAGAAGCUGUUCAGGAGGAGCUCCUCCAAGGGCAGCACUACCAGCAGCAGCGGCGGCAGCAGCGACGGCGAUGCCGGAAGCGUCCGCGGCGGGGAGAUCGAGUGGGAGGUUCGGCCGGGCGGCAUGCUGGUGCAGAAGAGGGACGGCAGGGCGGACGUGGAGGUCAUCACCGUGAGGGUCGCCACCGGCUUCUCCUGGCACGACGUCUCCGUUGUGGCUACCUGCACUUUUGGUGAGCUGAAGGUGGUGCUGUCCAUGGUGACAGGGCUGGAGCCUCGGGAGCAGAGGCUGCUGUUCAGGGGCAAGGAGAGGGAGGACAGCGACCACCUCCACAUGAUCGGGGUGAGGGACAUGGACAAGGUGCUGCUCCUCGAGGACCCUGCCCUCAAGGACAUGAAGCUCCGGGCCGCGCUCGCGGCCCAGGCCGUGCAGAGCCCGUAUCAGACUUUUAUCAAGGUGUAG
This is a messenger RNA of Miscanthus lutarioriparius, 483 nucleotides long. The record is from the annotation of a GenBank genome assembly. NCBI's taxonomy places the organism in Eukaryota, Viridiplantae, Streptophyta, Magnoliopsida, Poales, Poaceae.